Messenger RNA from Emiliania huxleyi CCMP1516, 798 nucleotides. RefSeq lists its product as hypothetical. Lineage: Eukaryota; Haptophyta; Isochrysidales; Noelaerhabdaceae. The annotation marks the transcript as partial. The transcript has 4 exons. The record is from RefSeq and is a predicted model, not a curated record.
UGCUGCUCGUCCUGAUGUCGCUCGCCACGGUCUGCGCCUCGUCGGCCAACGCGUGCGUCGCCGUCUUCUCCCUCCCCCCCGUCGCCAUCAUCGCCGCCCCGGUGGCGAGCCUGUGGGCCGCCGCCCUCGUCGCCGCGGCCGCCGUGCAGUGCCGCGUCGGCGGCAACCGGCUGCCCUUCCGCCGGCGCGGACCGCCGUCAAGCUCCGACCUCAGGCGGCUCAAGCACUUGUCCGACGGCUCGCAGGGCGUGCUCGCCGGCGCCGAGUCGCUCUCGGGCAGCGUGCGCACCGCCCUCGGCUGGAACGCGACGGGGCUGGUGGCGGUGGCGGUGCUGCUCCUCGCCCUCGCCCUCCCGGACGCGCACGCCACAUUCUCGACGCCGCAGCGCGUGCUGCUGCCCCUGUCCCUCCUCCUCAACCAGGCGCUCAUCUGCGUCGCGCUGCGCGCCCUCGCCGCGGCCGCCGGCACCACGGCGAAGGUGUGGGAGCUCGACGUCGCGCUGCUCGCCCACCCGCAAGGGGUGUGAGAAGGGAUGCUUGGAGGGAGGGAUCCGCCGUCGCCUCCGCCGUCGAGCUGAGGCGGGCUGAUGCCGCCGCCGCAAGGCGGCACGCGGACGCUCCGCCGCCUCGUCGUCGCGCUGCCUCGGCCGCGGCGCCUCGCGAGACACGGGGAGUCGACUACGGUCGCGCACUAUAGCGGGCGUCCAUUAGUCCACGAAGGCACAGCUAAUCAAUGUAGUGGUCGUCAUGUGGCUUUCUCGUCUUAUGCUUGUCUUUACGGUUGUGUUGUGUCAAAAA